This is a messenger RNA of Torulaspora globosa, 1833 nucleotides long. It is a transcript of the gene ARB1, whose product is annotated as ATP-binding cassette family ATPase ARB1. The record is from RefSeq and is a predicted model, not a curated record. Gene Ontology annotation, molecular function: ATP hydrolysis activity; ATP binding. NCBI's taxonomy places the organism in Eukaryota, Fungi, Ascomycota, Saccharomycetes, Saccharomycetales, Saccharomycetaceae. The transcript has a single exon. The coding region runs from base 1 to 1833 and encodes 610 amino acids.
AUGCCACCAGUUUCAGCAUCUAAAGCUAAGAGAGACGCCAAAAAAGCCGAGAGAGAGGCUAAGAAGAAGGAAGCGGGCAAGACAGUAAGAAAACUCGGAAAGAAGAAGGAAGCUGCAGCACCAGAAGAUGAGACUGAGCAAGCUACCAAUCAAAUUGCUCAAAUGAAAUUGCAACAGGACGAACAUGGUAUUUCUGACCGUGUUGUGACCGGUGUUCUUGACUCGCUGGAGACUUCCAGAGAUAUCAAACUGUCAUCUGUGUCACUACUUUUCCACGGUAAGGUUUUGAUCCAGGAUUCAGUUCUUGAACUGAACUACGGCCGUCGUUACGGUCUUUUGGGUGAAAAUGGUUGUGGUAAGUCUACGUUUUUGAAGGCUUUAGCGACGAGAGAAUAUCCUAUCCCUGAGGCGAUUGAUAUUUAUUUGUUGGAUGAACCGGCUGAACCAAGUGAAUUCUCUGCCCUUGAAUACGUCGUCAGGGAAGCUGAACACGAGUUGAAGCGUUUGGAAGACUUGGUUGAGAAGAUCAUUAUUGAAGAAGGUCCAGAGUCUGAGCUCUUGGAGCCACUAUACGAAAAGAUGGACUCUAUGGAUCCUGAUACUUUUGAAAGCAGAGCCGCUGUCAUUUUGAUCGGUUUGGGUUUCAACGCAAAGACGAUUUUGAAGAAAACGAAGGACAUGUCCGGUGGCUGGAAAAUGCGUGUCGCUUUGGCUAAAGCGUUGUUCGUUAAGCCAACUUUGCUCUUGCUUGAUGAUCCAACGGCCCACUUGGAUCUUGAAGCCUGUGUGUGGUUAGAAGAGUAUCUGAAGAGAUUUGAUAGAACUUUGGUGCUCGUUUCCCAUUCUCAAGAUUUCUUGAACGGUGUUUGUACCAACAUGAUCGACAUGAGAUUGCAAAAACUGACUCAAUACGGUGGUAACUAUGAUUCCUACUUCAAGACCCGUUCUGAAUUGGAAACUAACCAAAUGAAACAAUACAACAAACAACAGGAAGAAAUCACUCAUAUCAAGAAGUUUAUUGCGUCUGCCGGUACUUAUGCCAACUUGGUUAGACAAGCCAAAUCCAGACAGAAGAUUCUGGAUAAGAUGGAGGCUGAUGGUUUGAUUCAACCUGUCGUUCCAGAUAAAGUGUUUUCAUUCAGAUUCCCACCUGUGGAAAGACUUCCGCCACCAGUAUUGGCGUUUGAUGAUAUAAAUUUCUCAUACGACGGUAACGCAGAGAACAACCUGUAUGAACAUUUGAAUUUCGGUGUUGAUAUGGACUCAAGAAUCGCUUUAGUUGGUCCAAACGGUGUGGGGAAGUCGACCCUGCUGAAGAUUAUGACUGGUGAGUUGACUCCACAGACUGGUCGUGUUUCUAGACACACACACGUUAAAUUAGGUGUCUACUCGCAGCACUCUCAGGAUCAAUUGGAUUUGACCAAAUCCGCUUUGGAAUUUGUUAGAGACAAAUACCCACAGAUUUCACAAGAUUUCCAAUACUGGAGAGGCCAAUUGGGUCGCUAUGGUUUGACAGGUGAAGGUCAAACUGUGCAAAUGGGCACUCUAUCCGAGGGACAACGUUCGCGUGUUGUGUUCGCUCUUCUUGCUCUAGAACAACCAAACGUUUUGCUGCUGGACGAACCUACUAACGGUUUAGAUAUUCCAACCAUCGAUUCCCUGGCUGAAGCCAUCAACGAGUUCAACGGUGGUGUCGUUGUUGUCUCGCACGAUUUCAGACUUUUGGAUAAAAUUGCCAAGGACAUUUUCGUUGUUGAACACAAGACCGCUACUAGAUGGGACGGUUCCAUUCUAGAAUACAAGAACAAGCUUGCAAAGAAUGUUGUGUUGUAA